Histoplasma mississippiense is the source of this 255-nucleotide messenger RNA. RefSeq lists its product with no specific name. The record is from RefSeq and is a predicted model, not a curated record. The coding region runs from base 1 to 255 and encodes 84 amino acids. Lineage: Eukaryota; Fungi; Ascomycota; Eurotiomycetes; Onygenales; Ajellomycetaceae. The transcript is spliced from 2 exons.
AUGGCUCUUCAAUCUCGCCAGGAAGCCAUGGCGGCGCUUCUGCACGCGGCGGCUAGGGUUGUAUGUAUCCCGCUUCGCCCCGAGCGCUGCGGAGGAGGAGAAUGGGCGAGCAGGUAUACUGCCGUGGGAGAGGCAGUAGCGGCAGUGGGCUGGAGGAGCGUCGAUGGUUGUGAAUCUGCGGAGGAUGGGGGUGUAGAUUGUUGUCGGGAGAGGAGGUGGGAGAAGGCGCGUGAUUGGAUUCGGGACCGGAAUUGA